Molecule: messenger RNA, 5131 nt
Organism: Bombina bombina (fire-bellied toad)
Lineage: Eukaryota; Metazoa; Chordata; Amphibia; Anura; Bombinatoridae
Gene: MIB2
Product: MIB E3 ubiquitin protein ligase 2
Exons: 20
Coding region: 475-3333 (952 amino acids)
Biological process (GO): protein ubiquitination
Cellular component (GO): cytoplasm
Molecular function (GO): zinc ion binding; protein binding; ubiquitin-protein transferase activity
Source: RefSeq, a predicted model, not a curated record
CUCUGAUGAGGAAUAGGCAGCUGCAGAUCAGUAAAGCUUUAAUGAUUCUGUGUAACAAAUGGUUGUGCUGACUCUCCUUUUGCAGAUUCUCAAUCUGUGUUAUAGAGAGCAGGGAGCUGCAGAUUAGUAAAAUCCUUAUAGAUCCUGUGUAACUUGAGAAUGGCAGCGUCUCCCUGUGCUGUGAGCUGAGAUGCAGUAUUCACAGGUUCCCAGAAAGACAGACUGAGAUUUGGAACCCUAUAGUUAAGGAAGGAUGCUCGCUAAGCACUGCUGUUAUAUUGUACAUACAUAGCUAAACAAGGGAUUAAUGAAGUUGGACCUGACAGAUGAUCUCAGUUUCAGUAUGAGGCUUAUAUUAAAGGAGAUUUUACUCAUCAAAACCAGCUUCUGGUUAUUGAUGCUGUAUUGCUGCUGAAAUUCUUCAUCAGCUGGAGCAUUUCCCAAUGCCCACUAGAGUAAUUUUAUUAGGUUGAGAUGGACUGUGACCCCACAGCAGCCAUGCAGGUGGGAAUGCGUGUGGUGAGAGGUGUGGACUGGAAAUGGAGCAACCAGGACAAUGGAGAGGGAAGUCUCGGAACGGUGGUGGAAAUUGGACGUCAAGGCAGCCCUACAACCCCUGAUAAAACGGUAGUUGUGCAAUGGGACCAUGGCACUAGGACUAACUAUAGGACUGGAUUCCAGGGAGCAUAUGACCUGUUGAUGUACGACAAUGCUCAAACAGGUGUUCGCCACCCCAACAUCAUCUGUGACUGCUGCAAGAAGCACGGAAUCCGCGGUAUGCGCUGGAAAUGCAAAGUCUGCUUUGAUUAUGACCUGUGUACUCAGUGCUAUAUGAACAACAAACACGACUUGUCACAUGCGUUCGAGAGAUACGAGACUGCCCACUCGCGACCUGUUAUACUGAGUCCGCGACAAGGACUGCCGAGAAUCUUGCUGAAAGGGAUCUUCCAAGGAGCCAAGGUGGUACGUGGUCCUGACUGGGAAUGGGGAAAUCAGGAUGGUGGGGAAGCCAAAGUUGGUCGAGUUAUUGAUAUCCGAGGAUGGGACGUGGAGACAGGACGCAGUGUGGCUAGUGUAACAUGGGCUGAUGGAACCACUAAUGUUUACAGAGUGGGACACAAAGGGAAAGUGGAUCUAAAAUGCAUUUCCGAAACUGCUGGAGGUCACUAUUAUAAGGAGCACUUGCCCAGGCUUGGUAAACCAGCUGAGAUACAAAGAAAAGAAAGCGCAGAGCGACAUCCAUUUCAGCACGGUGAUAAAGUAAAAUGUCUUUUGGAUGUUGACAUUUUACGGGAGAUGCAAGAGGGACAUGGAGGGUGGAAUCCUAAAAUGGCAGAGUUCAUAGGUCAAACUGGAACAGUUCACAGGAUCACAGAAAGAGGCGACGUCCGAGUUCAGUAUAAUAGUGAAACGCGUUGGACCUUUCACCCGGGAGCUUUAACAAAGCACACCAGCUUUAUGGUUGGUGAUGUUGUGCGUGUGAUGGAUAACACGGAGACAGUCAAGAAGCUCCAAGUUGAUCAUGGGGAGUGGACAGAUGAUAUGGCCCCUGCUCUGGGUCAGAUCGGCAAAGUGAUUAAAGUAUUUGGGGAUGGAGACAUGAGGGUAUCUGUUGGAGGCCAGUCCUGGACCUUUAAUCCAGCUUGCCUCACCUCAUAUCAACGGGAAGAAGAAGCAAAUCUCAUGACCACAGAAAACACCAGGGAAUCUAAAAGUACUCUGGUUUCCAUUUUAGAAAAGAUUCUUGCGCAGAAGACAGAUUGUGAGACCCCCAGUUCUUUGGUCAUUGAAGCAGCUCAGGGUAACACAGCACGUGUGAGAGAUAUGCUCCAGAAAUAUCCAGAUAAGGUGGAUAUAAAGAAUCAGGGCAGGACGGCUCUACAGGUGGCGUCUCACUUGGGAUACCUUGAGGUGAUAAAAAUUCUUCUACAGGCCAAUGCAAACAUUAACCUGCAGGAUGACGAAGGGGACUCUGCUUUACAUUAUGCUGCUUAUGGAAACCAGGCUGUGGUGGUCCGUUUAUUGCUGGUGAAAGGCGCUAAUGGAGAGCUGCUGAACAACGCACGGUGCACUGCUCUUUAUAUUGCCGUUAAUAAAGGAUUCACAGAGGUGGCGCAAGCGCUCUGCAUUUCCAACUGUGCCAUUAAUAUGCAGGAUUCUAUUGGUGACACACCUCUACACUAUGCUGUCACGGCAGACUUCAAAAGCAUCAUCGAGAUCCUCACUGAAAUCCCAAACAUCGAUUUUAGUGUACAGAAUAACCAAGGCUUUAACCUGCUGCACCACUCUGCUCUGAAAGGGAACAUCCUAGCUGUGAGAAAGAUACUGGAAAGGGCACGUCAGCUUGUGGACUCCAAAAAGGAAGAUGGUUUCACUGCACUGCACCUGGCAUCACUCAAUAACCAUCAGGAAGUAGUUCAAAUCCUAAUCAAAGAGGGCCGCUGUGAUGUUAAUCUCAAGAAUAACAGAAAUCAGUCCCCUCUGCACCUAGCAGUGACUCAUGGCCACAUCAACCUGGUUUAUCUGUUGGUGAUGGAAGGAGCCAACGUUAAUGCUGAGGACGAAGAUGGGGACACCCCAAUGCACAUAGUCUUUGCACGGCAACAUCUCACACCCAUUGAGCCGCAGCAAGAAGGCAAUGGUCCCUCUCUGUUUACUAAGCUGCAAUCUACUGGGUUGUUAGGGAAAACAGAACUGAAUGUUGGGACAGCGAUUGCUUGCUUUUUGGCAUUGACAGGUGCAGACAUCAACUACGCUAAUCACUGUGGGAAAACCCCUCUGGAUCUUGUAAAAGAUGGAAGAAUAGCUUACCUUGUGAAAAACUUUUCCCAGAAAUUCAGGGAACUGCAGGCUGAGUCUGACUCAUCCAUAGUUAGCUGUAGCCUGAGAAGGAUUCACACUACUCCUAACACUAUGACCAACCUCAGCCUCCCCAGUGCCACCAACCCUGCAGAGUGUUUAGUAUGCUCUGAGCUGGCUUUACUCAUCAGCUUCUUCCCAUGUCAACACAACAUAGUGUGUGAAGAAUGCUCCAAGAGAAUGAAGAAAUGCAUCAAGUGUCAAGUUUCUAUAACCAAAAAGCUUAGACAAGACAGUACAGAGAUUGAUGGAGUCCCUAGUUUGGAAGCAUUAGAUCAGCAUAAGAUUAUGGAAGACCUUCAGAACAAAUACCGCCAAAUGGAGGAACGGAUUACCUGCCCCAUCUGUAUCGACAACCACAUUAAGCUAGUCUUUCAAUGUGGACACGGUUCUUGUGCAGAAUGUAGCAUUUCCCUGACAGCUUGCCCAAUAUGUAGGCAAGCCAUUCGAGAAAGGAUUCACAUAUUUGUUUGAGGACGGAUGUAAAUGGCCGUGCUGGGGCAAAUAAGGCAUCUUAGAUCAAAGAUCAUAAUAUGUUUAUGCCAAGCAUGACUGUGUAUUUUUUCUCCAUGACAAGAAUUUUAAGGAAGUGCCCAACUCUGCUUAUGGAGGAGUAUGGCUGCACUUUGCAUUUGAUACUGUAAAAGAAAUAUAUUUAAAUGUCCGAACUUGAAGGGCUAAUCUAUAGUGCAGUCUUCCUGGGGAUUUUUUUUUCCAUGGGAACUGAUGAGGAUACCAUGAUCUUUGAAUUAUUAUGAGAAUGGUAUCAAAAUCCAGGUUUGUUGUAAGAAAUCCAUUUAUGGGUUUUAAGCCUCAUUUUGGUGUAUCUGCAAGAGAACCUAAUUCACAGCCUUCCAUCAAUACUAUGCUGCAACUACCGACGUCUUUUGUAUACAUUAACUAGGUCAGAAUUUAUUAACCAAUACAUUAGGUCAGUAAACCGAGUUGGAUACAGAGUAACACUUGCAUGUCCAAAUGAACACCCAGUUUCAACAAAAUCAUCUUCCAGUGGAUAAAUAUUGUACUGCUUUAAGGACAAGAAAAUAAAAUAGCAUUUUAUAUAUGUAUACAUAUAUAUAUAUAUAUAUAUAUAUACACAUACACAUAUAUAAACAAUCCACAUUUAACUGACUUCUCUAGUUUGCGUGAUAAAAAAGUUACAUUUUAUCUGUUUACCAUUUUCAGAAGCUAAAAUGUAAAUCAACCAGUUUAUAUAUAUAUAUUUAUAAUACUAUUAUUCCCCAGAUUAUAUUUUUUCAAAAUUUAAAUUCCAACAAAACUAAGAAAAACAAAGCUGAAAGUGCAAUAUAUUAAUUUUUAUUAAAGAUUCUUCCAGAAAGCCUCUUUCAAAAUAAAUUGUGAAGUAAGGCUUUUUGAAACAUUCUUUUUUGCAAAAAAAAUUUGGCUACAGCAGGUCUGGAUAACCUGUUUCCACACUUUUUUUUAAAGACACAAACAAUAUUGAAUUUAAGGGAUCAUCACCAGAUGUCGGAUGUAGACACUGACAUUUAUUAGAAAUAUUGAGUUUAAGGUAUCAUCAUCAAAUGUAGACACUGACAUUUAUUUAUGAAUAUAGCCUGAAUGCAAAGGAGUAUGUUUGUCUUGCAUUUGGGCAGGUUUCAGUCAGAAGUAACGUUCUUUUUUUUUUUUUUUAUAUUAUUUUAUUUAUAAAAGAACUAUUUUUUACGGUUUUUUUUUUUAAUUUUAAGUUGUAUGCAGCAAAACACAACAGAACAUUUCAAAUGCCAAGAUCUGUAUCUUUCUAUUCUGUGUAUGUAUAUAAAAGACAUUGCUUAUAUAAAAGACAUUGUUAAUACUGCCAGGUUGGCCAGAAUAGCCUACACAAAUUUGUAGACUUCUCUAGUGUUCAAUUAAAUAACCAAGGCGUCAUUUCUCAAAACUAAUGGAUGCCGGAGUGGAAAUAAAUAUUCUGCUUGUCACUUUAUAUAUAAUGUGUGAAAUGUUCAAUAAUGCAGAAUAAAAUCAGGCUUUGAUGAUAUUACAGUUUAGUGCUUUUCUAAUUGCUCCUAAUGUAUCUAUUACAUUUCUAAAAAAAGAAAAAAAUAUAUAACACUCAGGAAAAAUAACACAUUGAUAUAAAUGGUAUGACCAUUUGAAGGACAGUGAUAAAAAUAUAGUCCGUAAGUUGUUUAAUAAACCACAUGCCUGUUACAUCAUUAAGAUAAGUAGCUGUUUAUUUAUUAAUGGGAUGAUUUAUUACUAAAAACAGAAAAUUUAACUUGUUAAAUAAAUGCAUUUCAUACCAACUCUA